AUGUCUAUUCAAACACAGGACUCCCAAGAGACUCUAAAGUCACUUUCUUUGAUUGCUGCACAUUCACACAUCUCAGGCUUAGGUUUAGAUGAAAAUUUACAACCAAAGCCUUCUUCCCAAGGUAUGGUGGGACAAUUGCAAGCUCGUAGAGCUGCUGGUGUCAUUUUGAAGAUGGUUCAAAAUGGUAGUAUUGCAGGUAGAGCUGUCUUAGUUGCUGGCCCACCUUCCACCGGUAAAACUGCGUUGGCCAUGGGUUUAUCUCAAUCAUUGGGUAAAGACGUUCCAUUCACUGCCAUUGCUGGUUCUGAAAUCUUUUCUUUGGAACUAUCUAAAACCGAAGCUUUAACUCAAGCUUUCCGUAAAUCAAUUGGUAUCAAGAUUAAGGAAGAAACCGAAUUGAUUGAAGGUGAGGUUGUGGAAAUCCAGAUCGAUAGAUCAAUCACUGGUGGCCAUAAACAAGGUAAAUUGACCAUUAAAACCACAGACAUGGAAACUAUUUAUGAGUUGGGUAAUAAGAUGAUUGAAGGUCUAACUAAAGAAAAGGUUCUUGCUGGUGAUGUUAUCUCUAUAGAUAAGGCCAGUGGCAAGAUCACCAAACUAGGUAGGUCCUUCGCCCGUUCUCGUGAUUACGAUGCCAUGGGUGCCGACACAAAGUUUGUACAGUGCCCUGAGGGUGAACUUCAAAAAAGAAAGACUGUAGUUCACACUGUUUCAUUGCAUGAAAUUGAUGUGAUAAACUCUCGUACACAAGGUUUCUUGGCUUUGUUUACCGGUGACACAGGUGAAAUCAGAUCCGAAGUUCGUGACCAAAUUAAUACGAAAGUCGCAGAAUGGAAAGAAGAAGGUAAAGCAGAAAUUGUUCCAGGUGUUCUCUUCAUCGAUGAAGUUCACAUGCUAGAUAUUGAAUGUUUUUCUUUCAUUAACCGUGCUUUAGAAGAUGAGUUUGCACCAAUCGUGAUAAUGGCAACUAACCGUGGUAUUUCUAAGACCCGUGGUACCAACUACAAAUCCCCACAUGGACUUCCUCUUGACCUUUUGGAUAGAUCUAUCAUAAUAACUACCAAGAAUUACGAUGCAAGUGAAAUCAAGACAAUCUUAACUAUCAGAAGUACAGAAGAGGAAGUAGAGCUUUCGCCUGAAGCCCUCGAUCUUCUAACGAAUAUUGGUUCCGAGACCUCUCUUCGUUACAGUAGUAAUCUAAUCAGUGUAUCUCAACAAAUAGCUCAGAAGCGUAAGUCAAACACUGUUGAAGUCAAAGAUGUUGAACGUGCAUAUCUUUUAUUCUUAGACAGUGCUCGUUCUGUCAAGUUCGUUCAAGAGUUCGAAUCCCAAUACAUCGACGACAAGGGCCAAGUAAACAUCAGUAUCGGUAAAGACGAAGAUGCCAUGGACACGACAGCUUAA
Messenger RNA from Kluyveromyces lactis, 1404 nucleotides. RefSeq names its product RuvB family ATP-dependent DNA helicase reptin (gene RVB2). The record is from RefSeq and is a predicted model, not a curated record. Gene Ontology annotation, cellular component: Ino80 complex; Swr1 complex; R2TP complex. Gene Ontology annotation, molecular function: ATP binding; ATP hydrolysis activity; DNA helicase activity. Lineage: Eukaryota; Fungi; Ascomycota; Saccharomycetes; Saccharomycetales; Saccharomycetaceae. Gene Ontology annotation, biological process: regulation of transcription by RNA polymerase II; box C/D snoRNP assembly; chromatin remodeling. The transcript has a single exon. Bases 1 to 1404 code for a protein of 467 amino acids.